Messenger RNA from Malassezia pachydermatis, 885 nucleotides. RefSeq names its product mitochondrial carrier. Gene Ontology annotation, molecular function: L-ornithine transmembrane transporter activity. NCBI's taxonomy places the organism in Eukaryota, Fungi, Basidiomycota, Malasseziomycetes, Malasseziales, Malasseziaceae. The transcript is spliced from 4 exons. The coding region runs from base 1 to 885 and encodes 294 amino acids. Gene Ontology annotation, biological process: mitochondrial L-ornithine transmembrane transport. The record is from RefSeq and is a predicted model, not a curated record.
AUGCCGCUCGGUGACAGCACGAAGGACGUUUUGGCCGGCACGGCUGGUGGUAUUGCGCAAGUGCUAGUCGGCCAGCCUUUCGAUAUUGUGAAGGUUCGCGUUCAAACGGCGCCGCCGGGCACAUACAAAGGUGUGGUGGACUGUGUCACCCACAUUUUGCAGGGUGAGGGCCCUAUGGCGUUUUACAAGGGCACGCUCAUGCCUUUGAUCGGUGUAGGUGCCUGUGUGUCGAUUCAGUUUGGUGUGGUGCAGUACUUUAAGCGUAUGUUUGCCUACCAAAACGAGCGUGCGAACCCUGCGAUCAAGGAGCUCACCGGUCCCCAGCUGUACACAGCCGGUGUAAUGGGUGGGGUAGCGAACAGUGUGCUGGCAGGUCCUAUCGAACAGGUUCGUAUUCGCCUCCAAACCCAGAAGGGCAAUGCGAUUCGUGGUCCGUUUGAUUGCUUGAAGCAAAUCAUCUCCCACUCCGGCGUUUCGGGCGUGUUCCGCGGGAUGGGUCCUACGGUCCUUCGUGAAGGUCAUGGUAUGGGUAUCUACUUCUUGACGUACGAGUAUCUCGUGCAGAAGAAGCUGGACGCCGACAAUCUGACGCGUGAGCAACUGCCUGCUUUCACUUCGAUGCUGGCAGGCGGUGCAGCUGGCAUUGUGCUGUGGCUUAUGAUUUACCCCGUUGAUGUGGUCAAGUCGUACAUGCAGACCGACGCGAUGGACCCUCGCCAACGCCGCUUCCGUAACUCGUUUGAUGUGGUCCGUCAUGUACUCUCGCACAGCGGUCCUCGCGGUUUCAUCAAGGGCCUUGAGCCGACGCUGAUCAGGGCGCCGUUCGCAAAUGCAGCCACCUUCGUCGCUUUCGAGACUGCUAUGCGCUAUCUCUCCAAGAUGUGA